UCAGCUGACAGAUGUGUUUGUGUUUGUGCAGCAGUGAAUUCAAACACCUGCACGAUCAAACAACAGCAGCGCGAUGAGCACCGGCACCCCCAAACCACUGCCGUCUUCCGGGCAGAAAUCUCUGCAGGACAUUUGUCACCCGCUGUCCGCUGACGAGUCCGCGCUGAGUCUCCACAACAGCAGCACCGUAGAGAAGGACCUGAUCCUGCCCAACGGGACUCCAUUAGACACAUCAAGCCCCGCCUCCUCCUCUUCUCUACUAAACCGACUACAGCUAGAUGAUGAUUUGGACGGAGAGACACGUGACCUGUUUGUGACUGUAGACGACCCCAAGAAACACGUAUCCACCAUGGAGACAUACAUCACCUACAGAGUGUGCACAAAGACCACCAGAACAGAGUUUGACCUGCCCGAGUACUCAGUAAGACGACGCUACCAAGACUUUGACUGGCUGAGGAACAAAUUAGAAGAGAGUCAACCCACCCACCUUAUUCCACCCUUGCCUGAGAAGUUUGUGAUGAAGGGAGUGGUGGAUCGGUUUUCAGAGGAGUUUGUGGAGACCAGGAAGAAGGCACUUGAUAAGUUUCUCAAACGUGUAGCAGACCACCCGGUCCUCUCUUUCAACGAACACUUCAAUGCCUUUCUUUCAGCAAAGGACUUGAAUAAGCGUCUGGGACUGGCUCUGCUCACUAAAAUGGGGGAAUCGGUGAAGUAUGUCACUGGCGGUUAUAAACUGAGGGGGCGGCCAAUAGAGUUUGCAGCCAUGGGUGACUAUCUGGAGGUGUUCACACAGAAACUGGGCACCAUAGACAGGAUAGCACAGAGGAUCAUCAAAGAGCAAUUGGAGUACCUGGCAGAGUUAAGAGAAUACAGGCCUGUGUACUCUUCCUGGUCGUCUUUUGAGGAAGAUCUUCAUGAUCCUCUGGAGGGUGUGGCGGGACACGUGUCAAACUGCUCCAGCGCUCUGGAAGAGCUCACGGAGGACAUGAGCGAGGACUUCCUGCCUGUGCUCAGAGAAUACGUCCUCUAUAUCGAAGCAAUGAAGAAUGUACUUAAGAAGAGAGACCAAGUCCAGGCAGAAUACGAAACAAAACUGGACUUGGUGGUGUUCAGAGAAGACAAAAAGACACCGGUGCCCACUGAUGUGGAGAGAUGUCAAGACCGUUUGGAGUGCUUCAAUGCCGACCUGAAGGCCGACUGGGACCGAUGGCAAAACAACAAACGACAGGACUUCAGACAGCUGCUCACAGGCAUGGCUGACAAAAACAUCCAGUACUAUGAGAAGUGCCUUGCAUCAUGGGAGUCCCUCAUUCCUUUGUUACAAGACAAACAAGAAGCAAAAGGUGAAACGAACUGAGCAUGUAUUUCACCUGCUGUCUCUGUCACUGUUAAAGCUGAAAAGUCACGAACAUGUGAGCUGCCUUUGGACCCGUCCAGCACGAUCAAAGAUUUCAAGGGACAGCCAGGAAAGGAAAGCUACCGGAUGGACAAGCUAUAAGAAUGACAUUUUUGUAAAGUGUCUCUAUUUGUGAAACCUCACCCAGCCAAACCCUCUCUCAUUCUCUGACGGUUUGAUGAAAUUAUAUCUUAUCUGAAGCUAGAACUGCAGAACUAUGAAUUAGGGAACAUUGAAACGGUUGUGGCAAGGAGGGGAAUACGAAAGUGAAGGAAGUUUUGUUGAAGUCAACAAAUUUGUAGUUUUAGUCGACUGUUUGCCAAUAAUCCUUUUGUAAAUGCUUGUCUUUUGAAGAUGUCCAUCCAAGGGAACAAAGAUGUGUGUUUUUGCUUAGUUUUUUGUUGAGUCUAUGAAGAGUCUGCCAACAUUCCUCUUGCCAAAGAUGUGGAACUGAAGUCUGAUAUCUCAUUUAAUAACAAAAAACACUUGCCUCAUUAUAAGCUCAAUUUGGUCGAUAGUUGAAAUCAAGUCUUUUUAUUUUUUUGCUAUUCUUGACCUCAUUAAAUAUUCAUGAUAAAAUGUGUGUCAAUGAUUUGUACCUGUCUUAAUAGAGCCAGUAUACUUUUUUUUUUAGUAGUCUGUGAUGUUUUUAUGUCAACAGACGGAACUCGCGAAACUCUGGGAUGGUAAUGUGGAGUGGUUUGUCACCAAUGGUCUACUGUAUAUACACCAAUUUCGAAAAAGCUUUUCAUAAAUGUACAAUAUGUUUGGGGCAAGUGUAACACCAAAGGGUGAGCUACAAAAUGUCUGUUAACCUCGACAUUACGAUCACUUGCACAUUGUGUACAGAUACCAUUAAUACAGCGUUGAUCCAAAUGAUUCUGUCAUUGGUUAUUUACCCUUACGUUGUUCCAAAUCUGUUUUGAGUUUCGUAUGUGAACACUUUCAAUCAUUUCAUUAACCAAAAAUGGAGUCACACAAUCGUUCUAAACGCUAUUGUUGGGGUCAAGUGUCAAAAAGUCUAUAGAAGCAAUUCUGAAGGUUCUUAAGUACUGUUUCAGAUGUUAUUAAUAUGAUUCACAUUAACAACAGUGACUCCAAUAAAGCUCUAUAUUCAGUUUUUAUAAAGUUAUGCCUGUUUCUGAGGUAGUUUUCUUCAAGUCAAAACACAGCAGCAGGAAUCAUGGAAUGGUCCCUGAACUCUUGAUCUUUACCAAAUAAUUCAAGCUAGUUAACUUCUCAUGUUAAAUGUUGACAAUUUGUGGUUUAUCAAAGACCAAGCUAUUAAUCAGAACUGGCAUCUGGUGUUUACUGCAGAGUAACUGCAGCAUACAGACUGAAAACGAAACAUUCCAGCAUCAUCACCUGUUGGUAGGUGCAGUUACAGCAGCAGCAUUUCUGUUUCCAGGUAUCUUCAGUUAUUGCCUUUUGACUUUCUUUUCUUUAUCCCUUCACCAAACAGGAGCAAAUCCCCAAAGCAUAUAGGCUGUUUCUGUAUGGCUGAAUGCAUUUUUUGUUCAUAGUGGUCUUAUUCAUGUCAUUUUGGCAAAGAUGCUUGGCCUAAAGUUUCGCCUGUCAAAACCAGUAAGCCUUACAUUUGUCUCAAGUUUCCAUUUGAUUUGAUCAGAUGAUCUAUUUAUGUUACAAAGGCAGCUAUAUGACUUUGUAUUGCUUUGAUGCAUGUUGUGCUUGUGACGAUGUAAAAUACUGUUUAUACUGGCGAUGGUUAAUUUUAAGUAAAUGUGUAAUCACUGUAGAGUGAUUCAAUGAAUUGUCGACAGGAACAGCUAAAAUAGCAGUGGUCCAUUUGUGUGAUUCUAACAUUUUACAACCUUCAAGAUUGUGUUUAAAACCAUUUCUUGCUGUGAAAUAACGUUUAAUCAUUGUAGCAUGAGUGUCACUUGUUUACUUACAGAUCAGUCCACGGGGUGUAGAAGCGUAUACUUAAACUCCUCCAGUAAAUUA
Xyrauchen texanus (razorback sucker) is the source of this 3361-nucleotide messenger RNA. It is a transcript of the gene snx30, whose product is annotated as sorting nexin family member 30. NCBI's taxonomy places the organism in Eukaryota, Metazoa, Chordata, Actinopteri, Cypriniformes, Catostomidae. The coding region runs from base 74 to 1357 and encodes 427 amino acids. The transcript is spliced from 9 exons. The record is from RefSeq and is a predicted model, not a curated record. Gene Ontology annotation, molecular function: phosphatidylinositol binding.